AUGUCGCGAAGGUACGAUUCUCGAACAACCACGUUCUCACCAGAAGGACGACUUUACCAAGUCGAGUAUGCCAUGGAGGCCAUCUCGCACGCUGGUACCGUCAUCGGCAUUCUCGCCAAGGACGGUAUCGUCCUUGCUGCUGAGAAGAAAGUCACUUCCAAGCUCCUCGAACAGGACCAGUCUUCCGAAAAGAUCUUCGCCGUCUCCGAUAACGUCAUGGCCGGUGUUGCAGGAUACACCGCCGAUGCCAAUUCUCUGGUCAACUACGCCCGUAAUGCAGCACAACGUUACCUUGCCAGCUACGACGAUGACAUGCCUGUAGAGCAACUUGCUCAAAACCUCUGCGACUACAAGCAAGGCUACACUCAGUUCGGUGGUUUGCGUCCAUUCGGUGUCUCGAUCCUCUAUGCUGGUUACGAUGACCACCACCACUUCCAACUUUACCACUCUGACCCUUCAGGCAACUACUCUGGCUGGAAGGCAACCUGUAUCGGCAAUAACAACGGCACCGCGACUUCGCUGUUGAAGCAGGACUACAAGGAUGACAUCGGUAUUCAAGAGGCGAUGGGUAUGGCGGUGAUGAUUCUUAGCAAGACUAUGGACAGCACUUCCUUGGACAGUGAGAAGUUGGAGUUCGCUACUUUGACAUUGAGCGCGAAGUCGGGGAAGCCACAGACGAACAUCUUCAAACCCAAUGAUAUCGAUAGGUUGUUGCAGAGGCAUGGAUUGGCUAAGCCAAAGGAUGCGGAGGAGGCUGCUGCCCAGGCGACAGUAGAGUCGAGCGGUACCACUGCUAUGGCUGUUGACUCGUAG
This is a messenger RNA of Ustilago hordei, 813 nucleotides long. RefSeq names its product putative PRE9 - 20S proteasome subunit Y13 (alpha3). NCBI's taxonomy places the organism in Eukaryota, Fungi, Basidiomycota, Ustilaginomycetes, Ustilaginales, Ustilaginaceae. Gene Ontology annotation, biological process: ubiquitin-dependent protein catabolic process. The coding region runs from base 1 to 813 and encodes 270 amino acids. Gene Ontology annotation, cellular component: proteasome core complex; proteasome core complex, alpha-subunit complex; cytosol. The transcript has a single exon. The record is from RefSeq and is a predicted model, not a curated record.